Messenger RNA from Cercospora beticola, 1493 nucleotides. RefSeq lists its product as uncharacterized. The record is from RefSeq and is a predicted model, not a curated record. NCBI's taxonomy places the organism in Eukaryota, Fungi, Ascomycota, Dothideomycetes, Mycosphaerellales, Mycosphaerellaceae.
AUGAACCCCAGCAACUUCAGCCCGGCCGCACUCCCUUGGAUGCCUGGCAAGAUGAAAUCAUGCGACCUUUGCAGUCAAUGGUUCAGAGUGGGCGAGGACAUCAGUCAACACGAAUGCGUUCCUCCUAAAGCCAACGAGCCAGACAUCAAAAUCAAGCAAGAGCCCGUUGAGGCUGGCAGCUCUGAGAGUCCGCCAGUCAGCCCAGUCACCAGUCCUACCUCCGCAGAGCGUCCAGGUCGCAGAGGCAAAGCGAGAGGAUUCGAACUACUUGCUGAUUCUCCUGCCACGCGUAGCAACGGGGAAGAAGGUACAAGCGAGGAUUCCAACCCCGAAGGAAUCACAGACACUGAAGACUGGACUACAGAUUACCCUUCUCGACUUUACGGCCCAGAUGGAUCCCCUUUACCAUCACAACGCACUGGAAGACGUGCGCCUCCGGCAUCUGGACCUUCUCCCAGCCAAGGAAAGAGACCAAGUCCAAACUCAGAUCGCGCCAACAACAAGAGAAACCGUCCUUCUGCAGAAUUUACCUUCUCUCCACCACAAAGGACUGGACGUCGUGGACCGAGAGGAGCUGCUCGACCAUCGCUUGACAGCAACGCGGCGGCGGCUUCAUCGCCAAAUCCUCCUGCCCAGCGACAAGCUCCGGAAGUCGAAGUGGCUCAAGCAGUCUCGCGCAUGGUCCAAUCUAGGGUGGAUGUCGUAAGUCACAACGAGCGCCUUUAUGUUGAGCGCAUGAUUGCCAGCAAGCUCGACGAGUAUCGUCAGAACGAAGCGACUCGGUUCCAUGCAACUCUUGUUGCGAAGUGGAGAGCAAAUUAUCAGCAGACUGUGACCGAAUUGACGGAUGAGAGGUUCAAUCAUCGGUGGGAGGAAAUGAAUGAUGGCUUCAAAAUGACUGGUCCAAUCCUCAAGAUUGUGAGAGAGGCGGUCGACCAGAGAUUCAAUGAUCGCGUGAAGCAAUUGGGUGACAAGCGAGGAUCGGAGCAAGGUCUGGGCGAGGUGAAGGACGAGGUCAAGGAUGAGAUGCAAAGGAGGCUGAAGAUGCAUGAGAGAAAUCCGAUCCUGGAGCAGCUGAUUGGGACUCAGCCCGUCAAGAAGAAGUCGAUCGAGCGUGAGGCAACGAGUGUUUCCAAGGACGAGGAUGAUGAGCCUGUUGAGCGCGGUCGCAGCGAGAAAUGAGCCUGUGACGGAUGAAGGCGAAGAGUUGCUGAUUUCGCAGAAUGACAUCGAGGGAUGGGAAGAGGGCUUGCAGAGACAGGCGAGCUGUUGGGAGCUGAUGCACGCAUAGGUAGUAUUGUUAUUGCUAAGCUGAGUUGAGUCGUUCGAUACCUUGCCAUUCUCUUCGCUGAGAUGCCCAGCUUCAUCACACUGGAAGACGUCUGUCUGCAGCAAUGGCAGUGCACGAUCGAUUCAGCACAGACAGUUGCGAGAAUGCGAUACAGUAUGCGAAGUGGUGCCGGAUUGGUGUUGCGACACAGACCGUGUCUUAU